AUGGAAUUCAGUAGAUCAGCAAAAGGCAUUUUGAUGAAUCAAAGAAAAUAUGCUUUGGAAAUUAUUUUAGAUUUGGGUCUAAGAAAUGCUAAACCAACUUGGACUCCUCUUGAAGCCAACACCAAACUAACAAUCCAAGAAUUGGAUUGUCCCACUGGAGAAUUAGAUGAUGAGCAAUUUGAAGACAGAGAGCAGUAUCAAAGGCUGGUAGGGAAGAUGUUAUAUUUGACUAUGACCAGGACAGACAUAGCUUACUCUGUUCAGACACUCAGUCAAUUUCUACACCAACCCAAGAGAUCACAAUGGGAAGCAGCUGUGAGGGUAAUGAAAUAUAUCAAGAGGGAGCCAAGACUUGGGAUAUUACUGAGCAGCAAAAGAUCCUACAAGUUGAAUGUGUACUGUGAUGCUGAUUGGGCAGCAUGCCAAAUACAAGGAGAUCAGUGUCAG
Messenger RNA from Solanum tuberosum (potato), 447 nucleotides. RefSeq lists its product as uncharacterized. Lineage: Eukaryota; Viridiplantae; Streptophyta; Magnoliopsida; Solanales; Solanaceae. The record is from RefSeq and is a predicted model, not a curated record. The annotation marks the transcript as partial. The transcript has a single exon.